Molecule: messenger RNA, 2790 nt
Organism: Lodderomyces parapsilosis
Lineage: Eukaryota; Fungi; Ascomycota; Pichiomycetes; Serinales; Debaryomycetaceae
Exons: 1
Coding region: 1-2790 (929 amino acids)
Molecular function (GO): carboxypeptidase activity
Source: RefSeq, a predicted model, not a curated record
AUGUUGGGGAACGAUACAGGUCAACAGAAUGGGAGCAAUGACACUAGUGCUUCAGAUAUGCAAGCAAAGACUGGCUCAAGUACAGACUCAGCACAUGCACAAUUUUAUGGAUCCACUACUGAAGAUAGCAACAAGUCGCACGUGGAUAUCAAUAUCGAAACUAGUGAAUCACCCGACGAUGUGGAUCUGUCUAAACCGCAAACGUACCCUAUAACACCACAGGAACUACAUGCGAACACUAAUGAACACAGCUUAUUGUUACCAUUGGACCGAAGUCACCUGGGUGGCCUGUAUGAUAACGAUGACGAUGAUGACGAUAGAAUGAGCAAGAUUAUCAAAUUAGCCAAACGUCCAGGUUUCAUUUGGAUAUUCAGUCUAGGCGUUUUAGCUUUAAUCAUAUUCCAGUUGACUUUUCUUCCAAGGACUUCAUUGUCAAGAGAUUAUAGACGGUGGCACGGAAUACAUUUGACGAAAUCUGACGUCAAGCGGUAUUUUCUACAAUAUACCGGAAUCGGCAACAGCCAUCAAGACUUAACCACGGAAGAGUAUAUCGACAAUUGGUUAUACGAUUUUACCAUUAUAAAUAACAAAGCAAAGUACAAUCUAUUGUCCAGUGAUAAUCCCGAAUUGAGUCACUACGUUGAAUCAAAUUUUAAGGAAUUUGGGUUCAUCACAGAAAAAUAUACUUACGCGGUUGAUGCACAGGAGCCACGCUUGUCUGUAAUCAAAUUACGCGACAACGAAGAUGAAGUUGUAUAUGAAUCGGAAGUCUUGGAGCCGAAAUUUAAGACACCAGGGUUUUUUAGCUAUGGUGUGAAUGGGAAUGUAACUGCUGAGUUUGUGUUUGUUAACUACGGUACUCCAGAGGACUAUGAGUUAUUGCUGAGUAAUAGAAUUGAUUUGAAGGGUAAAAUUUUCAUAAUCAAAAAUUAUCUUGAAGUGCGGAACAUCACAAUCGGUGAAAAGAUUGCGUUAGCCGAGCAUUAUGGAGCUGUGGGUGCUCUAACAUUUUUCGAUUUAGAUACAUUGGGCAAUGAGGAGACCAAAUCAUCUGAUAUGAAUGUAGCAAUCUCACGCGAUUGCAAUAGCGAGGAGGCAAAGAUCCCAGUGAUUCCAAUAAGCAAGAAAUUGUUGCUUCCAGUGCUUGAUACACACUUGAACAAUGCUUAUGAGUCAACUUUUGAAAAAUGGGAAUACACACCAUAUCACCAAUCCAAAUUCAAAUUGGAGAUUGAUAGCGUGUUUGAAAAGGGUAAACUGACAAAAUUGACAAAUAUUGUGGGUACGUUGAAGGGUAUAAUGAACGAUGCUGACGUUAUAAUUGGGGCUCGACGUGAUUCAUUCACAUCAAACAAUCCUUUAUCGGGUCAUGCAGUCCUUUUUGAAAUCAUGAGAAAUUAUCAGCGUUUGAUUGAAAAAGGGUGGAAACCAUUGAGAAAUAUCAAAUUUGUAUCGUGGGAUGGCUCCUACAUGGAUUCGUUGGGGGUGAAGCUAUUCACUAAUGACACCGAUGUGUUUAACCCCAAGAGAUCAAUUGUGUCUUAUAUCAAUCUUGACUCUGACACUGUUACUGGAAGCAAGUUUGAUGUCGACUCUAAUCCAUUGAUUAACCAUUUGUUGAAGAAAACAUCAAAAUACAUUCCUAUUCCCAAACAUGCAACAUUUUUAAAGACGCUGGGCACAAAUGUUGAUUGGGAGCUAUUUGAUGAUGACAUUUUUGAUGAUGCCAUUGACAUAGAAGAGGAUGAUGACGAUGACGAUGAUGACGACGACGGUGAAGAAUAUACUACUUUGCAUAAGUAUUGGAUGAAACAAGAUAAUGCUACUAUUAAUAAUAACUUGGGCUUGCCUUUGAUUGACUCGGAAGCAAGAAUUUUCCAGCAACAUUUAUCUACUCCCAUUAUAAACUUGAAAUUUAGUAAUGAUGGGAAAAGAGAUAGUGCCAAGUACAUUCCCAACUCAAACUAUUACUCACGCGACUGGUUGAUUAAAAAGGACAUUGAUAAAGACUUGUUGUUACAUGGGUCUUUAAUCAGAUUUGUGGGGCUCUUGGCAAUAAAUUUGAGCGAACAUGAGGUUGUUGACUAUAAAACCUAUAAAUAUCUCAAACUAAUUCAAUCAUUUUAUCUCCGUUUAUUGGAGAUUGAAAAGGAAAAGUUAUCACAAUGGAAAGACAGAGUUGUCUCAAACUAUCUCAUCUACAAGAAUUCCAUUUUCCAGGAUCUCGAUACCGAUGAAGAAGUUCAUUUUCAUCAAAUUAUGAACCAAUUUACUUUGUUAAUGAAUGAAAUUGUGGCUCUGGCAAAGAGCUUUGAUGAGUAUAAUGAACGAGUUGAAGAAGGGUUAAGUCAAGAUUACCCUUGGUAUAUGUAUUACAAAAAGUUGCAACAUUUUGCUCAGUUCAAAGUCACCAAUUACAAGUUAUCGCACUUGGAAAGAGAUUUGAAGUUGACGGAUCAAGAUCACACAUACUUGGAGAGUAAAGAUCCACAAAAGAAUAUCAAUGCAGACUCAUCCCUGGCAUCUCCAGGUUACGAAUCGAUAUCCUCUCGUGGAAUUAAAGGAAUUUUGGACAGUUUCAAAAAUAACAAGUUUUACUACAAUUCAGUGAUUUAUGGUGUACCAAAAUUUAAUGUCCAUCGUAACAAGACCUGGUAUGAUGAACGUUUGACAAAGGGCGCUCUCGCAUAUUUGUAUGCCGCGAUUGAUGAUGAUGAUUACGAAUCCACUGUAAAGUGGUUCGUUUUGAUUUAUGAGAAGUUGACAAACAUAAACUAUAAAAUGACUUAG